This is a messenger RNA of Dipodomys ordii (Ord's kangaroo rat), 3098 nucleotides long. RefSeq names its product hepatic leukemia factor (gene Hlf). Gene Ontology annotation, biological process: regulation of transcription by RNA polymerase II. Gene Ontology annotation, molecular function: RNA polymerase II cis-regulatory region sequence-specific DNA binding; DNA-binding transcription factor activity, RNA polymerase II-specific. The record is from RefSeq and is a predicted model, not a curated record. NCBI's taxonomy places the organism in Eukaryota, Metazoa, Chordata, Mammalia, Rodentia, Heteromyidae. The coding region runs from base 26 to 916 and encodes 296 amino acids. Gene Ontology annotation, cellular component: nucleus. The transcript has 4 exons.
ACCAACACCAAGCGAGUGCAUCGCCAUGGAGAAAAUGUCCCGAUCGCUCCCCCUGAACCCCACCUUUAUCCCGCCUCCCUACGGCGUGCUCAGGUCUCUGCUGGAGAACCCGCUGAAGCUCCCCCUCCACCACGACGACGCAUUUAGUAAAGACAAAGAUAAGGAAAAGAAGCUGGAUGAUGAGAGCAACAGCCCAACCGUACCCCAGUCGGCAUUCUUGGGGCCCACUUUAUGGGACAAAACUCUUCCUUAUGACGGAGAUACUUUCCAGUUGGAAUACAUGGACCUGGAGGAGUUUUUGUCAGAAAAUGGCAUCCCCCCCAGCCCUUCUCAGCACGACCACAGCCCUCACACUCCAGGGCUGCAGCCAGCUUCUGCAGCUGUGCCCUCCGUCAUGGACCUCAGCAGCCGACCCUCUGCACCCCUUCACCCCGGCAUCCCAUCUCCCAACUGUAUGCAAAGCCCUAUCAGACCAGGCCAGCUGUUGCCAGCAAACCGCAAUACACCAAGUCCCAUUGAUCCUGACACCAUCCAGGUUCCGGUGGGUUAUGAGCCAGACCCAGCAGAUCUUGCCCUCUCCAGCAUCCCUGGGCAGGAAAUGUUUGACCCUCGCAAACGCAAGUUCUCUGAAGAAGAACUGAAGCCACAACCCAUGAUUAAGAAAGCUCGCAAAGUCUUCAUCCCUGAUGAUCUGAAGCAGGAUGACAAGUACUGGGCAAGGCGCAGAAAGAACAACAUGGCGGCCAAGCGCUCCCGUGAUGCCCGGCGGCUGAAGGAGAAUCAGAUAGCCAUCAGGGCCUCGUUCCUGGAGAAGGAGAACUCGGCUCUCCGCCAGGAGGUGGCUGACUUGAGAAAGGAGCUGGGCAAAUGCAAGAACAUACUCGCCAAGUAUGAGGCCAGGCACGGGCCCCUGUAGAGUGGCAUUUGGGUUUUAUUUGCGGGCUGUCUUUUGAAUAGAUGGAAAGCUUUGUUUCCUGUCUGGUAGCACCACACCCAAACCAACCUUUCUGACAUCAGCACUUUACCAGAGGCAUAAACACAACUGACUCACAUUUCAGUGUGCAUCCAUGUGUGUGUAUGUGUAUGUGUGUGUGUGCAUACAUGGCUUGUGCUCCCAUGUGUGGUCAGUGGUGUGCGUGCGUUGUGUGUAUGUGUGUUCCUUUGCACUUGCCAUUUUCUAGAUGGUCCUCUCAUUGUCUUCUAGUUCCAAACAAGAACGGUGCCAUGUUUUUACUAGACUUGGGAGACCUCUGAUGGGGUUCUCCCUCCCCUUCUCCCCUCCUGCCCUUCUUCUGCCUCUCUUCAUGUUCCAGCUAACACACUCUUCCAGGGCUCUGCGUGACUUCACUAAGGAGGGCCCAGGAAAAGCAGUGGAGUUUUUCAAGAGCACAAGCUCUUGUUUCUGUUUAAUCUGUGAGUUACCAGUUCUAGUAAGGUACACAAAAUACCUGAAGCACUACAUUGCAGCUCUAUUCAUUUAUAGGUUGCUUUCCUCAUUUUUCCCCCUCCCUUCCAGUUUUGGUGAUAAUUGUCUUCAAAUUUAAAGUGCUGUUUAGGUUCACUAGAUCUCAUAUUUACUUACUGCUAUCUACUAAGUUUCCUUUUAAUUCUACCAACCCCAGAUAAGUAAGAAUACUACUAUAGAACAGAGUGUGGUUUUGCUGCGUCUGUACCUAAAGCAAUAAUCCUAUUGUACGCUAGAGCAUGCUGCCUGAGUACUACUAGUGGACGUAGGAUAUUUUCCCUACCUAAGAAUUGCUGUCUUUUAAAGAAAAAAAAAACAAAAAAAAUUAAAGUAAUGCAUUCGCGCAUGACCCAAACAUCCUCAGGACAGGGAGACAGAGAGCUCUGGAGGUCUAAGGAUGAGGGGUUAGUUUACUAGUAUGUGAGCCCCCCCUCAGCAAUGCAUCUUGGAAUAGCCUUUGACUUUGAUACGUUUGGUUUUAUUGUCUCCCCAUACCUACACCCAUCCCUUUGCCAUUUUUCUAGUUAACUUUUCCUAUAUCCCUCUAUGAUAUUCAAAACAAUUUGAGUACUCAAGAUUCAUUUAGUUCUCCCAUUUUUUGGUAAUAUAUACAUUUUUUGUGUGAAAUAUACUUUGCUUUUUUAAAAAAAAUCAGUUAAGUUAAAAAAAUGGAUGUUUUGUAAGAGACUUUUUCCUCAUGGUAUCAUUUCUGAAUGCCUCAUAAAUUAACAAUUCUGGAGCUUAUGUUUCUUAUUCUCCAUUUGCUUUUGAACGUGUGUGCUCUUAUGAAGUGGACUUCCGAAAAUGAAUGUCAAGGACACUGGUGUAUCUCAGAAGGGAAUGGUGUUGUCACAAACUGUGGUUUUAUCCAAUCAAUUUUAAUGUUUACUAUAGACCAAAAGGAGAGAUUGUUAAAUUGUUUAAUGUUUAUACAGAGUAAUUAUAGGGGGUUCUUUUUUUGUACAGUAUUUUUCAGAUAUAAAUACUGACAAUGUAUUUUGGAAGACAUAUAUUAUAUAUAGAAAAGAGAAAGGGGAAACUAUUCCAUGUUUUGAAAUUAUAUAGCAAAGAUAUAUAUAUAUAUAUAUAUAUUCACCAAUGUUAUACAGAGAAGAAGCGCUUGGGGGUUUUGAAGUCUUUAAUAUUUUAAGCCUAUUACUGACACAUCAGCAUGUUUUCUGCUUUAAAUUAAAAUUUUAUGACAAUACCGAGGCUUGCUGUGAGGAAUCCUGCUCCGACACUUUCUUGUUUCUUAUUAGGUCUCAGAAAGGAGUCAGUCAACAUCACCCAAAAGCACAAAUGGAUUUUAGUCAAAUAUUUAUUGGAUGAUACAGUGUUUUUUUAGGAAAAGCAUCUGCCACAAAAAUGUUCCCUUCACAAUUCUGAGUUCCUGGAGCUCGGCAUUGUUGCCGGUACCCCCACAGGAUCCUGUUUCCCUCCUCAGGCCCACCAAUCUCAUGCAGAACAAGAUCGACAACGGUGCUGUGUGUGUAUGUAUGGCUUACGGUUUGAUAGCUGUGUUGACUUUAAAGAUGUGUGUUCUUUUGUUUCACUAAAGCUGUACGAUGUCAACAGAUCCUGCUGUGACUACAAAGAAACGCUUUUGUGCUAGAUUAAAGUUCCCUUUCGUCAA